Mucor mucedo is the source of this 1482-nucleotide messenger RNA. RefSeq lists its product as uncharacterized. Gene Ontology annotation, biological process: regulation of DNA-templated transcription. The transcript is spliced from 2 exons. The record is from RefSeq and is a predicted model, not a curated record. Bases 1 to 1482 code for a protein of 493 amino acids. Gene Ontology annotation, molecular function: DNA-binding transcription factor activity. NCBI's taxonomy places the organism in Eukaryota, Fungi, Mucoromycota, Mucoromycetes, Mucorales, Mucoraceae.
AUGCUCCCAAUUCAGCCACAGCCUCAAUCACAACAGGUGACUGAAAAACCCGCUGUGCCAAAUAACAAUUCGAGCGGGUUCAGGUCCAAACUUUCAAUUGUUCCCAGCAAAGAUAAUUUUGUUACAUUUACGCCCCUGAAGGAUUCCAGUAAGAAAUCAGCGGGAGUCAAAAAACCCAAAUUUAAAGAGCCCAUCUUCGUUACUGAAUUGCCACAAAAUGCUUACAAGAAAAAGAAACCCACUGCAUCUCCAUCAAACCAUAGUAGUGGUGAAGAAAACUCGGAUGAUGAUAUGUUGUUAGAUGAUAUGGUAAAUGCGUCUCCCAAUUCAAAGAAACUGAGUUCAAAGGAACGACGUCAAGUUCGCAAUAGGAUUUCUGCACGUAAUUUUAGAGUUCGUAGAAAGGAAUAUAUUACUCAGUUAGAAGAGAAGGUUGAGGAGCAUGAAAAGACAAUAGAAAAUCUAAAGCAAGAGAAUUCCAAACUUCGUACAGCCAAUGAGGAGUUACUCCAACAAGUACUUAGUCAACCGGUUACACCACCUGCUUCAGAUGAUUUAUUUUCGUCUUCCUCUGGUUCAGAAGGCCACCAAUCUCCAGAAUCUGGGCCUGUUCCAGCCAUGUUCCAAUUCCAGAUGGAUGACUUGUAUGAUUUUAGUUUGUUUGAUCAACAACAGCAAUCUCAAAACAUGAUUGAUACCAGUAAUUUGUUUUAUUUAAAUCACGCUGUUAUGCCAGAUUGGGAUAUUCACCAGGUGCUUGGUGGAAAGGGCCGUCCUAAUUCGUCUGAAGAAAUGCAGCGCCAAAUUUCUCGGGACCUCAUUACUGAUUAUCCAUUGCUCGCUCCUGCUCUCAUGUCGAUUGUUAUCAGACAUACUUUGACCUUGGAAUACGUUGCCUCUCUCGCCAAAGAAUUUUCAGACGCAACCGGUGCUAGUUUAACUACAGAAACAACCAAGAAGAAGAAGAUGUUGGAGUUGGAACAGGGCACAGAAGUGUCAAAGGAACAGGGUACAAAGGUGUCAAAGGAACAGGCUAGAGUGGAACUCAAGGAACAUGUCAAAGCAGACUCUAAUGAGAGAUUGACGGAUGAAGAGUUUCUUGAAAGUAUUCUCGUGAAUUACUUUCCUUCCUAUCUUUUGGCUCGUGCACGGGGAAAAUCACAUGAUGAGAUUAUCGCAUCCUUUAGAAAAUGUACGGAUAAUAACGCCAAAUGUCAAAUGAAGAGAGUGAACAAAGAUGAGAAGAAGGCCAAACAGGUUAAAACUAAAGAAGCUAAACCACAAUCGAAAUUUGCAAUGCUGAAUACUUACUGUCGAGUGGCUGGCACACUUUUGAAACACCCUCAACAGAUGUCCCAAGUAAGAAACGUAUUGAAGCAAGAAAUCUCAUUUUCACAUAACAAGCACACUGCUUUAAUUGAAAAUAACUAUGCCUCAAUGAUCAGUCCAUUCAAAAAACUUCGUAUUACUACUCAAAAGUAA